GCGCGGUGCAUUUUGGGGAUCGUAGGCUCGACUUCGAAAACUCCCGCGCUGAGAUGAUGGUUACUGUUUUCCAAAUAAACUAUCCAAAGCAGAAAUUGGAAAUCUUAUCAAAAUGUUUUCUGGUUCAUCUUCACCUGCACCAGCAAAAGCCACUUCUGAUGCAUUUGAUAUCCACAAUAUCUGCUGCCUACUAACUAGAAGAUCACAGGGAUUUCAUACAAAAGAUGCUGGAGCUGUUUAUAGGAAAAACAUGAGUCUCUUGAGGAAACUAAUAUGCCAGGAAACAACAACAUUCAAGAAUGUUUGGACUAUACAGUCUUCAUCUCCAGUUUCUUAUCAUAGUGGAAAAAUUUAUCUUGACAAUUACCGGCGCUGUGUGAGCUGCAUUACACCAGAGCCCAGAAUAAUUUAUCAAAUGCCAGGAUGGCCCACCUCAGAAAAAAUAGAGGAUGCCUUGUUACUGGAAUGCCCAGUGGGGGAAGUGCUGCCCAGGCCUUCAGACUACAGACCUUCCUGGGCAGCCCUGACCGCUCACAACUGGCUUUUCCGUCUGUCUGCAAAUUCAGGAGAAAUACUUGAAAAGGUGUAUCUUGCUUCCCACUGCAAAUUCAGGUACCUAAGUUGGGACAUGCCUCAAGAGGUCAUGGCAAUAAAGUCAACUCAGCAGAAGCUCCCAGCAGCUGCACGACAGGCAGGCAUGCAGCAGUCUGUACUGUUCUUUCUCGCUGUAUUCAGAGUUUUGCCACUUUCAUUUAUGGGCAUGUUGGAGCUUGACAAAAAAAUCUUUGGAAAUAGCAUGGCAGAUGUUUCAGUAUCUCAUAGAAUGCUGAUUGUAACACACAGCACAGGUCAUGUCAGAUUGUAUAGCUUCCAGGCAAUCUCUGAACAGUUCAUGGAACACCAGGUGGAUUUGGGACAGGAAUACAGCUGGAAUGGCAAAGUUGGGAUUGUGGGAAAAUACCCUUUUGGCAUUCCAUGUAACAUUAAAAUAACAGAUACUCCAGACCUUCUUUUUGAAGUCUCAUCCCUCGAGAGUGCAUUUCAAAUUGGAGGAUAUCCUUGGCAUUAUAUCAUUACACCUAACAAGAAAAGUCAAGAAGGAAUCUUCCAUGUUUGUUCUUUAAAAGACCAUACUUUGGCAAAGAAUGGCAUACAGGAUAUGAAAUGUUGCUCAUUGGAACCUGACAGGAUAUCUUUCCACCCUGACAGUUCUGGAAGGAUGCUACAUGUGGGUCCAAAUUUAAUUAGAGUCCUGAAGUUGAAGGAAACUGAAAAUGCAAAGCAGCAAGAAGUUACUGAAGAUUUUAUCAUAGAAGCCAACAGGGAAAAUAAUGUGAACAACCCUGUAACAGUAACAGCAUCUGGCCGAAUAGUGAAGAAGCGUUUUAAAUUAUUGGAUGAUGAUCCUGAGCAAGAGACCUUCAAAAUUGUUGACUAUGAAGAUGAACUGAACUUGCUGUCUGUUGUGGCUGUUACUCAGAUAGGAGUUGAUGGGGCAGCUCGUCUUGACUUCCAUUGUAAUGAACAGGGUACUCGGUUGAAGAGUUUUCCUUUUGUGGAGUCCUGGGAUGUGACGUACAACCAUGAAGUUUACUUUGAUAGAAAUAUAGUGUUGCACAUACAACAGAAGCCCCACAGGAUGUUCAGCUGUCACAUAUACCAGAUGACCUGCAAUAGUGAAGAAGAUGACAAUAUACAGAAGGGAAAAAGAAGAGGGUGUGUUUGGUCAAAAACUGGAGGGAAAUACUGAAUAUCUUUAGAAUUCAACUUGUUACGGAGGCUUUGCUGUAGACAGUAUCCAAAGAUGUGUAAGCCUCUUUUUGUGCAAUGUAAUAAUAAUAAUAACUGUUAUUCACCUUUCUGUAAAUGUAAAUCCUUUUUUUUUUAAUUGCUUCUCAGCCUUUUGGCUAGGAUCAAAUGUACUGUAGUAUAAAUAAUUUUAAAUAUGAUUUUUAAAAAAACACUCAAGUAGCAAAAUUGUAAUUGCAACUGUUGUAUAUAUAUUUUUCUCUAAAAUAGAGCUCUUUUGGACAAAUUAAUAUUGCUGGGAGCAUUGUAUAACUCAAACUACAUUUUUGCUGUCUUUAAAAAAACAAUUGGAAUUUAAAUCGUGUUCAAAUUCUCUUCUAUAUGGAGCAAAGAAUACUGCUUCAGUUAUAUAGGGGCUUAAUCAUGGUUACUUAUGCCCUGCUCCAGCUAGACAUUGUAUAAACACACUAACUGACAGGGUUGUAUUUCUUCUAAUGGGCAGGGAGGGAGCUGACCUUAGUUCUUCUGUCAGCAGAUGACUGAUCACUUGCCAGUCAUCUGAAGAAUCCCAUCUAUCAAGUGGGAUUCUCUUUAGAAGUAGGACUGUGUGUAACAGUCCACUGCUAAAUGCAUAGGGAGUUGGACAGGGGAUGCUGUGCUAUUUUACAGGUAUGCAGAAAUAGGCUGGAGUAGAGUGGUUAUGACUUAAGAAAUUGGCUGUUCAUCUUCCUGCUGCAUGAUUUUGCCAAUAUUAUGUUUGUCCAUUCCCAGGUAUCUCAUUUUGGAAAUUUCUGUUUUUUAACUUCUUUUCUUUUAAAGGAAAAAAAUUCAUUUCUGAAAGAUGUUCCUGAGAAUUAAUUCCGUUUGAUUUUUUUUCCCCCUGCCGUCAGUGUUUCAUUGAAAGACAGUCAUUUGUGUUAGAACACGUAAAACAUUCUCACUCGUUCCUUUUUAUAUCCUGGCACUUUGAUGCUGAAAAUAAGUAUUUGUUAAUAGACAAUGACUAGAUUCACACAUGUGAUUUGCUAUAUAGAUUGUGCAUCCUUAGUCAUUACCUAUUGGUUUAGUAUAAUGGUGAAGUGGUUUAAUCAAAUAGGUACAUCACAAAACAGAGGACCAAUAGUGAUGUUACAAUACUUAUAGAAUGUGUGGGUUUAAAAUUGAAAAAUAUGAUGAUCUACUUACAGAUUCAUACAUUUAUUAGGAAGAAGAUCAGAAUGAAAUCUACAAGGCACAGCUUUAUUAUACCUUUCUUUGCUCAUCUUAAAAUGAAGGAGAGUUGCUAAUGAACGGAAGAGGGGAGAUGUAUAAAGCUAUGUUAAUUUACUGUAUUAUUUAUCAAAUCAAAACAACUAUUUAAAAAGGGGGGGGGAGCACAGCAGCCAUCCGUGGAGUAAUCCAUCCUGCAUCUCUGCUUGAUACAUUUUGUGGCUCUAACUGUGUAAUCAUAUUCUUUUGGAAUUGCAAGCCUACAUUUUACAUUUUGGAAUUUUAUUGCUGUGCAUCAAGCCAUAUAAGCCUCUGGCUAUGGGACUUGGCUACACUUACCUUCCUAUCUGUCUCAGCCAAUGCAAAUGGGAAGUAACUUGGAAAUCAUAUUUUUAAAUUAUUCAUUAUGCUCAACAGUUAAGUAA
Python bivittatus (Burmese python) is the source of this 3383-nucleotide messenger RNA. RefSeq names its product DDB1 and CUL4 associated factor 17 (gene DCAF17). Lineage: Eukaryota; Metazoa; Chordata; Lepidosauria; Squamata; Pythonidae. The record is from RefSeq and is a predicted model, not a curated record. Gene Ontology annotation, cellular component: Cul4-RING E3 ubiquitin ligase complex. Gene Ontology annotation, biological process: protein ubiquitination.